Molecule: messenger RNA, 2573 nt
Organism: Ailuropoda melanoleuca (giant panda)
Lineage: Eukaryota; Metazoa; Chordata; Mammalia; Carnivora; Ursidae
Gene: TARS2
Product: threonyl-tRNA synthetase 2, mitochondrial
Exons: 17
Coding region: 94-2358 (754 amino acids)
Biological process (GO): threonyl-tRNA aminoacylation
Cellular component (GO): mitochondrion; cytoplasm
Molecular function (GO): ATP binding; threonine-tRNA ligase activity
Source: RefSeq, a predicted model, not a curated record
AUGGGUGUUGUUGGGCCGGAAGCCAAUGAGGAAUUCGGUGAAGGAGAAACGACCGUAAUUUGUUUAAGGAUGUAGGCACGGGUCUGAAGGAACAUGGGGUCUUAUCGGAGGUGGCCGCGGCUCCUGCUCCCAGGCUUGCAAACCUGCGGGUUACACACGGCAGCUGUGCCGACCCCUCCACACUGGUUGGCAGAGCGGCUUGGCCUUUUUGAGGAGCUAUGGACUGCUCAAGUAAAGAGGUUAGCAAGUAUGGCACAGGAGGAACAUCGGACUAUUAAGAUAUCACUCCCCGGAGGCCAGAAAGUGGAUGCUGUGGCGUGGAACACAACCCCUUACCAACUAGCCAAGCACAUCAGUUCAACACUGGCAGAUAUGGCAGUGGCUGCACAAGUGAAUGGAGAACUUUAUGAUCUGGAGCGGCCCUUGGAGACAGAUUCUGACCUCAGGUUUCUGACAUUCAGUUCUGCAGAGGGCAAAGCAGUGUUCUGGCACUCCAGCACCCAUGUCCUGGGGGCAGCAGCUGAACAGCUCCUUGGUGCUGUCCUCUGCCGAGGUCCAAGUACAGAAUGUGGCUUCUACCAUGAUUUCUUCCUGGGAAAGGAGCGUUCGGGGCUCAGAGCUGCCUGCUUUGGAGCGGAUUUGCCAGGAACUUGCAGCUGCUGCUCAGCCCUUCCGGAGGUUAGAAGUGUCUCAGGAUCAGCUUCGCCAGCUCUUCAAGGUGGGAUGGAGGUGCACGCAUUUAGGAGGAAGACCCAGAAGCAUGAGGGAAGAGGUGGCUCUCUCCCAGGACAUCUGUAUAGGAAUAAAGACUUAUCCUCACUCUCCUUCCAGGAUAACCCCUUUAAGCUACGCCUGAUCAAGGAGAAAGUGACAGGUCCAACAGCAACAGUAUAUGGGUGUGGCAUGCUGGUUGAUCUUUGCCAGGGCCCCCACCUUCGGCAUACUGGACAGAUUGGAGGACUGAAGCUGCUAACGAACUCGUCAUCCCUGUGGAGGUCCUCGGGUGCCUCAGAGACACUGCAGCGAGUGUCAGGGAUCUCCUUCCCCACAGCAAAGGAGCUGAGGGCCUGGGAGGAAUGGAAGGAGGAAGCGGAGUUACGGGACCACCGGCGCAUUGGGAAGGCACAGGAGCUCUUCUUCUUCCAUGAACUGAGCCCUGGGAGCUGCUUCUUCCUGCCUCGAGGGACAAGGGUGUAUAACACACUGGUGGCUUUUAUCAGGGCCGAGUACACCCGCCGUGGUUUCUCAGAAGUGAAAACCCCCACGCUGUUUUCUGCGAAACUCUGGGAGCUGUCAGGACACUGGGAACAUUAUCAGGAAGACAUGUUUACCCUGCAGCCCCCAGGCUCUGACAGGCUUGCCAGCUCCCCGAGUGACCAUCCUACCAGCCAUCCCACAGACACACUUGCCCUCAAGCCCAUGAACUGCCCUGCACACUGCCUGAUGUUCGCUCACCGUCCCAGAUCCUGGCGAGAGCUGCCGCUGCGACUGGCAGACUUCGGGGCCCUGCACCGGGCCGAGGCCUCUGGCAGUCUGGGGGGACUGACCCGGCUGCGGUGCUUCCAGCAGGAUGACGCUCACAUCUUCUGUGCACCGGAUCAGCUUGAAGCAGAGAUCCGAAGCUGUCUUGAUUUCCUCCGUUCUGUCUAUGCUGUCCUUGGCUUCUCAUUCCGCCUGGCGCUAUCCACCCGGCCAUCUGGCUUCCUGGGAGAGCCUUGCGUUUGGGACCAGGCUGAGCAGGUCCUUCAGCGGGCCCUGGAAGAAUUUGGAGAGCCCUGGGACCUCAACCCUGGAGAUGGUGCGUUCUAUGGGCCUAAGAUUGAUGUGCACCUCCGUGAUGCCCUGGGUAGGCCCCAUCAGUGCGGGACAAUCCAGCUUGACUUCCAGCUGCCCCUGAGAUUUGGCCUCCAGUACAAGGGGCAGGCGGGAGUCCCAGAGCGUCCAGUCCUCAUUCACCGAGCCGUGCUAGGUUCUGUGGAAAGGAUGUUGGGAGUGCUGGCGGAAAGCUGUGGAGGAAAAUGGCCGUUGUGGCUGUCCCCGUUCCAGGUGGUUGUCAUCCCAGUGGGAACUGAGCAAGAGGAAUAUGCCAGGGAGGUGCAGCAGAGACUACAGGCUGCAGGACUGGUCUGUGACCUGGAUGCCGACUUAGGACUGACCCUCAGCCGGAGAGUCCGCCGGGCUCAGCUCACCCACUACAAUUUUCAGUUCGUGGUUGGCCAGAAAGAGCAGAGUAAGAGAACGGUGAACAUUCGGACUAGAGAUAACCACCGACUCGGGGAGCGGGACUUGACUGAGGCUGUGCAACGGCUGCUGGAGCUCCAGAACACCAGGGUCCCAGAUGCUGAGGAAGUGUUCUGAGCUUUUGUAUACAGAUGUGGCAGGAGCCGCCAGCCGCCCUUCGCAUGGGAGACCUCGUACCUGACUGCCAGAGUCUGAAGGCCCCCAGACCCAUCAGAAUGCAUGUGGAGGCAUGACAUUGCUCUCCUGGAAAGACAUUUGAUCUGGGGGAAGCUGUAUCUGUUUGGACAUGAGGAGAAUGAAAGUAUAAAGAAUAAACUUAAAGCUCUCGGGUA